This is a messenger RNA of Pelobates fuscus (common spadefoot toad), 3524 nucleotides long. It is a transcript of the gene GABBR1, whose product is annotated as gamma-aminobutyric acid type B receptor subunit 1. NCBI's taxonomy places the organism in Eukaryota, Metazoa, Chordata, Amphibia, Anura, Pelobatidae. The transcript is spliced from 22 exons. Gene Ontology annotation, cellular component: membrane; G protein-coupled receptor heterodimeric complex. The record is from RefSeq and is a predicted model, not a curated record. Gene Ontology annotation, molecular function: G protein-coupled GABA receptor activity. Gene Ontology annotation, biological process: gamma-aminobutyric acid signaling pathway; G protein-coupled receptor signaling pathway. Bases 52 to 2937 code for a protein of 961 amino acids.
UGCGUCGUCCCUCUGUUUUUCGCCUUCUGGCUCGCUCCGGUUUACGGAGUCAUGGAAAACAGCACAACAGGCUGCCGUAUUAUACACCCGCCCCGUGAUGGGGGUAUACGCUACCGUGGCCUGACACUUUCUCAGGUGAAAGCAGUGGAAACGCUACCUGUGGAUUAUGAAAUCGAGUUUGUGUGUCGUGGAGAACGUGAGAUUGCUGGUCCCAAAGUGAGGAAAUGUCAGCCAGAUGGAACCUGGACAGAUAUGGACAAACCCAGCCGUUGUCUUCACAUCUGUCCUCGAAUGCACUUGAAGCUGGAGAAUGGACGAGCAGAGGUCAGAAGCAUGGGUCGGGUUCCAAUGGAGGGGACAAGUGUCUUGUUCACAUGUGAUCCUGGUUUCCUGCUUGUGGGCUCCAGCCAUAGCCUAUGCACCAAGGCUGGAAAGUGGGACCAUCCAAAACCCACAUGUCAAGUCAGGCGCUUGGACUCUUCACGUAAGAGAGCGCUGCACGUGGGUGCUCUCUUCCCCAUGAGUGGGGGGUGGCCCGGUGGACAGGCCUGUCACCCUGCUGCACAGAUGGCCCUGGAAGAUGUCAAUAACAGGAGGGACAUUUUGCCGGAAUAUGAACUGCGGCUUAUACACCAUGACAGUCAGUGUGAUCCAGGCCAGGCGACACGACACCUGUAUGAGUUGCUGUAUAAUGACCCUAUUAAGAUAAUGCUUAUGCCCGGAUGUAGCAGUGUGUCCACACUUGUCGCAGAAGCCGCACGAAUGUGGCAUCUAAUAGUGUUGUCUUACGGCUCCAGUUCUCCUGCACUCUCAAAUCGUCAAAGGUUCCCUACCUUCUUCCGCACUCACCCGUCGGCCACCUUGCAUAAUCCCACCCGUGUUCAGCUCUUCAAGAAGUGGGGAUGGACCAAGAUUGCCACCAUUCAGCAGACCACUGAGGUCUUCACCUCUACGCUGGAUGACCUAGAGGAACGAGUAAAGGAGGCUGGGAUUGAAAUUACGUUCCGGCAGAGUUUUUUCUCCGACCCCACUGUUCCAGUGAAGAAUCUCAAGAGGCAGGAUGCUAGGAUCAUUGUUGGAUUAUUCUAUGAAACCGAAGCACGCAAAGUAUUUUGUGAGGUGUAUAAAGAGCGUCUCUUUGGUAAAAAAUAUGUCUGGUUUUUAAUUGGCUGGUAUGCAGACAACUGGUUUAAGACUCCAGACCCAGCCAUCAACUGCACAAUAGAAGAAAUGACCCGAGCCGUGGAAGGCCAUGUAACCACCGAGAUUGUCAUGUUAAACCCUGAGAAUACACGUGGUAUUUCCAACAUGACGUCUCAAGAGUUCAUGGAAAAACUAGAAAGACGUCUAGGAACAAACCCAGAAGAGACUGGAGGUCUACAGGAAGCCCCUCUUGCCUAUGAUGCUAUCUGGGCUCUUGCCCUUGCACUCAAUAAGACUGCCCAUGAGCUGUCUAAAAAAGGACUACGCUUAGAAGACUUUAACUAUAACAACAAUAUCAUCAGUCAGGAGAUCUACAGGGCCAUGAACUCCUCCUCAUUUGAUGGUGUUUCUGGUCAUGUGGUUUUUGAUGCCAGUGGUUCUCGUAUGGCCUGGACCCUCAUUGAGCAGCUUCAAGGCGGCAUUUACAAGAAGAUUGGGUACUACGACAGCACAAAGGACAACUUAUCCUGGUAUAACAAUGACAAAUGGAUCGGGGGGUCUCCACCCGCUGACCACACCAAGGUCAUCAUCACUUUUCGUUACGUGUCUCAGAAACUCUUUAUAUCCGUCUCAGUCCUUGCUGGUCUUGGGAUACUCUUGGGGUUCAUUUGUCUCUCAUUCAACAUCUACAACAGUCAUGUGAGGUACAUUCAGAACUCUCAGCCCCACCUGAAUAACGUGACAGCUGCGGGAUGUAUCCUAGCUCUUGCUGCGGUCUUUCCGCUUGGUCUCGAUGGUCAUCACAUUGAAACUUGGCAUUUCCCUCUUGUAUGUCAGGCACGGCUCUGGCUCCUGGGCCUGGGUUUCAGCCUGGCCUAUGGCAGUAUGUUCACUAAGAUCUGGUGGAUACACACCGCAUUUACUAAGAAGGAUGACAAGAAAGAGAGGAGGAAGCAGUCACAGACUCUGGAACCCUGGAAGCUAUAUACUACUGUCUCGCUUCUCCUGGGACUGGAUGUAGUCACUCUUGGCAUCUGGCAGAUAGUUGACCCUUUGCAACGUUCUAUUGAGGAAUUCACAAAGGAGGAACCUCGCGGGGACCUGGAUGUCCUGAUUCUUCCUCAGUUGGAACACUGCAGCUCCCUCAAGAUGAACACUUGGCUCGGUAUUGUGUAUGGCUCAAAGGGUCUUCUGCUUUUGCUCGGUAUAUUCCUCGCCUACGAGACAAAAAGUGUUUCCACUGAAAAAAUCAAUGACCACCGUGCUGUAGGGAUGGCGAUCUACAAUGUGGCUGUCCUCUGUCUCAUCACUGCUCCAGUCACAAUGAUUCUCAGUAGCCAGCAGGACGCCUCAUUUGCUUUCUCCUCUCUGGCCAUCGUCUUCUCUGCCUACAUCACCCUUGUUGUGCUCUUCGUACCCAAGAUGAGACGUCUCAUUACCCGUGGAGAGUGGCAGUCUGAGCAGCAGGACACUCUCAAGACUGGCUCUUCCACUAAUAACAAUGAGGAGGAGAAGUCUCGUCUGCUGGAAAGGGAGAACCAAGAGCUGGGGAGGAUCAUUGCUGAGAAAGAAGAGCGGGUUAUGGAACUCCGACAACAGUUGCGGUCUCGGAGAACACCGUCGGUCGCAACCCGAGAUAACUGUUCGGACAAUCACUACCCAAACUCCUCUGGGGCAGUUUCUUCUCUUUACCAGCCAGGCCUCCCUCUUGCUAGAUGCCUUGUAGCAGAGGGAGGGGACAAGCUGGGGAGGAACAGUUGUGAUGGGAGCCGAGUGCACCUCCUAUACAAGUAGGAUGAAAACGCGUGAGCUACAAGGGCACUCUCUUACUCAACAUAGCUGUAAAUACACUGUGUGGCCUCUCAUUCACCUCAUCCUGAAUGUCUCAUUGCGUCUGUCUGUCUGUCUUUUCUCUUGCUUUCUAUUUUUGCCACUAAUGCCAGUCUCUGUCUGUUAUACUUUUUACUAUUUUGUCUUCCUGUCCAUUUGUCUGUCUACCUUCAUUCUUUCAAUUGCUCAGCCUCUUUCUUGCUUCCAGUUCUGAAUGUCUCGUUCAGUUUAGCACUUUAUAUUUUCUUUCCAUUGAAUCACUUAAAACUCAAUUUUUUUUGCUGGUAUUUGUCGUUGCACUAAAACCUCCAGAUUCCACUAGUAUUCCCCUGUCUCUCUGACUACAAACUCGAUAUACUUCUGGGGUAUCUCCUUUCUACAAUUAUUGUCACUUUCACUGUCCCUGAAGCUGUCAGUACAGCCCCCACUAAAUCCCCCGCCUCAACCUGCUUCCCUCAGGGAUCAUUGUCUAUAUAUCAGUGCAUCUCUCACAAGUUGUUUUUUUAAGCUGUGAUUGACUGUUGCAAUAAAUAAACAAUAUAAGAAUUUUA